This is a messenger RNA of Malassezia sympodialis ATCC 42132, 357 nucleotides long. RefSeq lists its product as uncharacterized. The record is from RefSeq and is a predicted model, not a curated record. The transcript is spliced from 2 exons. The coding region runs from base 1 to 357 and encodes 118 amino acids. Gene Ontology annotation, molecular function: DNA binding. Gene Ontology annotation, biological process: transcription by RNA polymerase I; tRNA transcription by RNA polymerase III; transcription by RNA polymerase II. NCBI's taxonomy places the organism in Eukaryota, Fungi, Basidiomycota, Malasseziomycetes, Malasseziales, Malasseziaceae. Gene Ontology annotation, cellular component: RNA polymerase III complex; RNA polymerase II, core complex; RNA polymerase I complex.
AUGGAUCUUGACGAGUCCGGUGUGCACGAGGAGGGAUUCUACAGUGAUGAGCCUGAAUUCCAAGAUGGCGAUAUUGAUGACCCGCUGAAUGAGGGCGAGGCCGGAGACGACAUGGAACAAUAUGGCGAUGAACAGGUGGUUCACUCGAGCGCUGGUGGCACGGUGCCUCCUCACAAGGACAAUAUUGGAAAGCCAAAUGAGGAGAGGAUCACCACGCCUUAUAUGACCAAAUACGAGAAAGCCCGUAUCCUCGGCACGCGCGCCCUGCAGAUCAGGUAUGUGGGAACUGCGUAUAGCCGGGUGAGUGCUAACGCUUGCCAGUAUGAAUGCGCCUGUGCUGGUCCCUACCGAGGGUGA